ACCGACAUUGACAUUGUUUACACUAACGUUACAUACAUACACUGAACCUCCCACAAUACCGACAUACCGCCCUUCUGCAUCUGUUUGGCAGAGUUGUGGCUGUCACUGAAAGAGGCUCGCCCGUUAGAAAAUAUAGUCGUGCUCACAUCGAAGAUGCAGAAGCACCAGCAUGAAAAGUCUGAUUUUUUGGAGAAAUCUGAAGUUGGUUCAGUGUUGCUUUGUGACAGCAGCCAACGAUUAUCGGAUCCUAACAAUGACUUCGUUUUCUUCGAUCUUGAGGUUGAUUCAGCUCCCGUUGGAAGAGUGGUGUUUAGGCUUUUCAAAAGCAUUGCUCCUAAAACAUGUGAAAAUUUUCGGCAAUUAUGCGCCAAAUCCCCAGCAGGAAGCUCAGGCAAAAUUCUGUCGUAUAAAGGAACUAUAAUCCACAAAAUAAGUCACAGUUUUAUGAUCCAUGGUGGAGAUGUGGUAAACUUUGAUGGCUCAGGAGGAGAAAGCAUCUACGGCCCUACCUUUCAGGAUGAAACCUAUGAAGUUGAGCUAGAACCAGGUACUCUUGGAAUGGUGAAUAAAGGAAUAAAAGACAGUAAUUCAUCUCAGUUCUUCAUAUGCUGUGAUAAAUGUCCACACCUGAAAGGAACGAAUGUUGCUUUUGGCAAAGUUGAGAAAGGUUUUAAAAUAAUUGAAGAAAUUAGUAACCUUCCAAACAGAGAUGGCAUUCCAUUAAAGAAAGUUGUUGUGAGGAACUGUGGAGAACUUGAAGCAAAUCCCGAAACUUGGCACUAUGAGGAGAAUGAUGGCUUGGACCAAUAUCCCCCUUACCCGGAGGAUUUGGAAACAAGCCCUGAUGAAUCGUCUGACGAAUGGGCAAGAGAAAUGUCCAACAUUGUUGAAAACAUAAAGCUACGUGGGAAUCAUUACUUUAACUCAAAGAAGUUUGAAAAAGCACUGAGUAAAUAUACUAAAGCUGUCCGUUACUUGAUGUGGAUUAAAGGCAAAAGGGAAGAUGUGUAUAACAAUUGCACAAAUCUAUUGGUUUAUUGCCUUUCAAAUAUGGCCAUCACCAAUAUUAACUGCCAGAACUUCAGACCUGCUCAUCAGCUGUGCUCGCAGGUACUUGAAUUGAAACCCAACAAUGCAAAAGCAUUUUACAGAAGAGGACAAGCAAAUUUUGGCCUUCAUAAUUAUGAUGACGCUCUGAGAGAUCUAAAAGAGGCCCAGACAAUGGAGCCACGAGAUAAAAAAAUUUACCAGGAAAUUAUAGAAGUUACAAAUGCUAUGAAACAGUCCAAGGCGGAAGAAAUUAGGCUGUGUGCCAACAUGUUAAAAUAACUUUUAAUUCAUCUUCCUGUAAAGAAAAAAAAAUCUGGUGGAUGUGUGCCUUUUAAACUUUAAAAGACGAUCAAAUGUGUAAUUUUCCUCUUCUUGUGAAUUUUGAUCCUCCUCGGUUUUUGUUUUGCAUUAGACAAACAGGAAAGAUAUAUUUUUACAAAAAGUAAUUUACCAUUAUGUUGUAUUUGUGUUUUGUUUCUACUUGUCACAUAUUUGUUUCUAUUUUUCUUAUUUUGUAUCUUUUAUAUUUAAUGAACCUAAACUGUCCAUGUACGUAGGUACUUGGAUCCAUUGGGGAUCCUUUCUACCUCCUCCUCUGUCUACUUUUGCUCCGCAAUGUACAUCACAAUUUAAUAGGACAA
Messenger RNA from Thrips palmi, 1691 nucleotides. RefSeq names its product peptidyl-prolyl cis-trans isomerase D-like. The record is from RefSeq and is a predicted model, not a curated record. The transcript has 7 exons. Gene Ontology annotation, biological process: protein peptidyl-prolyl isomerization. Gene Ontology annotation, molecular function: peptidyl-prolyl cis-trans isomerase activity; protein binding. Gene Ontology annotation, cellular component: intracellular membrane-bounded organelle. NCBI's taxonomy places the organism in Eukaryota, Metazoa, Arthropoda, Insecta, Thysanoptera, Thripidae. The coding region runs from base 154 to 1329 and encodes 391 amino acids.